This is a messenger RNA of Ceratina calcarata, 3131 nucleotides long. It is a transcript of the gene IKKepsilon, whose product is annotated as I-kappaB kinase epsilon. NCBI's taxonomy places the organism in Eukaryota, Metazoa, Arthropoda, Insecta, Hymenoptera, Apidae. The coding region runs from base 719 to 2962 and encodes 747 amino acids. Gene Ontology annotation, cellular component: cytoplasm. Gene Ontology annotation, molecular function: protein serine/threonine kinase activity; ATP binding. The record is from RefSeq and is a predicted model, not a curated record. Gene Ontology annotation, biological process: peptidyl-serine phosphorylation. The transcript has 4 exons.
UUCGCUUUAUCAAGUUUAACGCAAAUGUAUCCGAACUUUUUAUUCACUGAUUAUCUAUCUUUGUAAAUAAAUUAUUCUGUGCAUACGUUGUUCUUUAUAUGUCUAUGAUGAAAUGAUUCAAUGUUUGUAAUCUUCUACUCGGUGACCCCGUGUUAUCAUGCAGCUUACUAACAUCUAAAUAUUCUCAUAUUACUAACUUUCUAUUUUCUUAUCAUUACUGCAGAAUGCAAAAUGGAAGCGAACUUUUGCUCUUUUUAAUUUUCUAAUUGUUCAGUAUUUAAGUACGACCGAUGAUAUAUGGCACGGAACUAAUGGAUCUUAAAGCUCCGCAGAAAUAGAAUUAAUUAAAUAAAUGGGAUUAAAUAUUUGUCGAGAGUUUAUAAAAUAAUUCUUGAUAUACUUGAGGAUUUUCAAAAUACGAUCUAUCGCGCUCUCCCUCCCAUUGCAUUCAGCUCGUCCGAAAGUCAGCUGUGCAUCACGAAUGGCAUUGGCACUGCGCAUUGUGUUUGCGUUAUUAGUAUCACGGGAAGACGUAUAAUUCAGUUACUCGUGUAAGAAUUAAAGUAACGCCUCAUGGAACGAUUUUGUCUCGAAUCUUGAAUCCUCCACAGCUUCGUAAUAUGCGUAACACAUAAGGAUAUAUAGUGUACGAAUUAUUGUUAUUAAGUAAGGUUACCUACCUGUAAAGGAUCUCGAAGCUAGAUUACGAAUUGUGAAAAUGUCAUUUUUACGGGGGUCGACGAAUUUCGUUUGGUGCACGACUAGCGUUCUCGGCAAGGGUGCCACCGGUGCGGUUUUCCAAGGGGUGAAUAAGAACAACGGGGAACCCGUUGCCGUGAAGACAUUCAACCAGCUGAGUCAUCUGCGUCCGCACGACGUGCGGAUGCGGGAAUUCGAAGUCCUCAAGAAGGUAAAUCAUGAGAACAUCGUUCAGCUGCUGGCGAUCGAGGAAGAGCAAGACGGUCGUGGCACGGUGAUUGUCAUGGAGCUGUGCACCGGAGGCAGCCUCUUCAACAUCCUCGACGACCCGGAGAACACUUACGGAUUAGCCGAAAGCGAGUUCUUGCUAGUUUUAGAACAUUUAACUGCUGGGAUGAAGCAUUUGCGGGAUAACAAUUUGGUACAUCGAGAUUUGAAACCAGGCAAUAUAAUGAAGUUCAUUGCUGAUGAUGGUAGCACGAUUUACAAGCUCACCGACUUUGGUGCUGCCAGAGAAUUACAAGAGGAUCAACAGUUUGUGUCUUUAUACGGCACAGAAGAAUACUUGCACCCGGACAUAUACGAGCGAGCAGUUAUGCGUAAACCUGUUGGUAAAACGUUCGGAGCAACUGUGGAUCUAUGGUCCAUAGGUGUGACUUUGUAUCACGUGGCUACGGGAAAUUUACCGUUCAGACCUUUCGGUGGUCGUAGGAAUAAAGAAACAAUGUUCUAUAUCAUCACGAAAAAGGCCUCCGGUGUUAUAUCCGGUGUACAGACUUCCGAUAAUGGGCCGAUCGAAUGGAGCAAAGAAUUACCGCAGAACUGCCAGCUGAGCGUCGGUCUGAAAAAGAUCGUUACUCCUUUACUGGCCGGUUUACUUGAAGUCGAUCCUCAGAAGAUAUGGAGCUUCGACCGGUUUUUCACAGAAGUGACGGACAUGCUUUGCAGAAAGCGUGUUCAUAUAUUUAAUAUACACAAGGGCAGUCUGAUCAAAGUUUUCUUACACCCCGAAGAGAAACUGACUGCGCUUCAAGUGCACAUACAAGAUCAAACGGAUAUCGCGCCCCAUGCACAAAUACUUCUAUGCGGAGAUACAUUUUUAACUAACGUCGUCGAAGAAUCGACCCCUGGGAAGGGUUAUCCGAAUACAGACGAGACCAAGCCACUGAUGUUGUUCUCCAAGGAGAACAAUAACGUUGAUAGACCUGUGGAUUCGGAAUUAACGGAGACUAAAUUCCCAGUAUUCGCGAGCAUCAUCUCCGUCGAGAAUGACGCUAGUCAAGCAAAAAUAGCUUGUUCCGUCGGCUACGUCUGUAAAAGGAGAAUUGACAAAUUAGUGGUGUGUACCAAGUUAUCGCAGGACGCGGUGGAGGCUUUCAGUAGGCUCGUCUCGGCGGAGCUUGCGAGACUGUUGGAAAAAUGUGAGCACUUGAAGGAAUUGACGAAGGCUGUGGAGGACACGGCUGCGGCAGUGGAAAGAAGCGAGAAUCUCGCCUGGCAAGUUUCUAGGAAGUUUGCGAGUCAGAGUGCUUUAGAGAUGAAGAAUUGGAAGAAAGACUUGGAAUUGAAAAGCAAAGAGUUUACGGUCGAAUUAGUUCCUGCAGUGGUGCAGCUUCAUCAAAGGUAUGUGAAAGAGGGAAGUUUACGCGGAGGAUGGGACAGUAUCAUUCACGGAUUAUGGUGUCCAUGCGCGAAUAAAUCAAGCCAAAAAGCUGCGAUUCUAGUUGAUCGUUUACGAGACGGCUGGCAGCAUUUACUGAGAGACAGGGCUACUCGUAAUCUUACGUACAACGACGAACAAUUUCAUAUUUUGGAACGAAUGAAGGUGACGUCCACGGGUCAAAGAAUUAAAGCUCUUCUUGAAACGUUUUGCGUACCUGCUACAAGGAGUCGGUGGGAGUGCGUUGCCGAUUGGUAUAAAAUGGCCCAAACAGUUUUCUUGCAAACUCAAAUCUUGGACAAGGACGUAGAGAAUUAUGUACGCGUGUUAGAGACGUACUCGUAUCGUUUGUCUCAAGAGAGUAAAGAACGUUACGAGAACUUCUUGCAUUUAGUGGAUAGAUUCCCGGAGAAAAUAAAAACUACCGAGAGGACAAAUUUACCUGCCCAAGAAAGUACAAAGAAAUGGAAAAAUAUUUGUGUUGUGCAGGAACAAAUUGCAAUGAUUCUGUAUGCGAACGGUGCGCUGAUAGAUCAACUCGACCGUUUAUCAACGGUUGACAGUUUGCCCGAUACGGACGAUUCCGAAUACACGUCACUUUAGCAAGAGCGUGAUUAGUUUCUGUUAUAUAUUUGACGAGACUAAGACUGACAGUAAUAUUUCAAACUUUUAUUCGUAAUAUUUCGUUUAAAUAAGAAAUGUAUCUAAAACAGUUGUAUAUAAAAGAAUGUACAUUCACAUUUCUUCUAUGAAGAAGAUAGAUGAGCUUUAA